Molecule: messenger RNA, 2148 nt
Organism: Daucus carota subsp. sativus
Lineage: Eukaryota; Viridiplantae; Streptophyta; Magnoliopsida; Apiales; Apiaceae
Product: splicing factor U2af large subunit B
Exons: 13
Coding region: 159-1943 (594 amino acids)
Biological process (GO): mRNA processing
Cellular component (GO): nucleus; U2AF complex; commitment complex
Molecular function (GO): poly-pyrimidine tract binding; pre-mRNA 3'-splice site binding
Source: RefSeq, a predicted model, not a curated record
UUUACCAAAAAUAAAUAAGUCCUUUCAGGCGAACACCACCGAUAUAUAGCCCCACAAAACCUCCGGCCCAUUCUUAUAUCUCUUCACAUUAGCCCUAGAUUUGCAAAUUGCAAUCAAUCGUUAGUAGAGAAGCAGUCGAAGCACUAGAAUUCAAAACGAUGUCGGAUUACGAAGCUCGUUACGAAGAAGAUCUGGAGCACCACAACAACAACGGCUCUUCUCCGCACCUCAAAGACGCUUACAAUCAUCCCACGCCUGACGCUGAUUCCAAAUCUCACCGUGAAUCCCGGGAUCAUGAAAGGGAGUCUUCUAGAAGUAGGGAUCGAGAUAGGGAGAAAGACAGGGGGAGGGACAAGGACAGGGAGAGAGACAGGGACAGGGACAAGGAGAGAGACAGGGGCAGAGAAAAGGACAGGGGAAGCAGAGAUAGAGAUAGAGACAGGGAUAGAGAUGGGGAACGGGAAAGGGAUCGUCACCAUAAGGAUCGAGAUCGUCAUAGAGAGAGGGAACGAAGUGAGAGGAGGGAACGUGGAAGAGGCCGAGAUGACGAUGAUGAUUAUCACAGAAGCCGAGAUUAUGAUAGGAGAAGGGAUUAUGACAGGGACAGAGAAGAGAGGCAUAGCCGCAGGUCCAAGUCUCGCUCUAGGGCUCGAUCUGAACAUAGAUCCAAGUCAAGAUCACGCUCCCGUUCUCGCUCUCGUUCACGCUCAAAAAGCAAAAGGGUUAGCGGAUUUGAUAUGGCGCCUCCUGGUCCUGCAAUGUUAGCUAAUGCUGCUGUUACUGCUGCUGCUGCUACAGGCCAAAUUAUCGGGACCACCCAAGCCAUUCCUGGAAUGUUACCUAACAUGUUUCCUAUAACCCCGGGACAGUUUGGAGUUCUUCCUGCUGCUAUGCCAGUACAGGCAAUGACUCAGCAGGCUACUAGACAUGCUCGGCGGGUGUAUGUUGGUGGGCUUUCGCCAACUGCAAAUGAACAGUCGGUGGCUACGUUCUUCAGUCAUGUUAUGUCUGCUAUUGGUGGGAACACAGCCGGUCCAGGGGAUGCUGUCGUUAAUGUUUAUAUAAACCAUGAAAAGAAGUUUGCUUUUGUUGAAAUGAGAUCUGUUGAGGAGGCAAGUAAUGCAAUGGCAUUAGACGGCAUUAUCUUUGAGGGAGCACCUGUGAAAGUCAGGAGACCUAGCGAUUACAAUCCCUCACUAGCUGCUACUCUUGGUCCAAGCCAGCCUAAUCCUAAUCUGAAUCUGGGUGCUGUUGGUUUAACACCUGGUUCAGCUGGUGGGCUUGAGGGUCCUGAUCGUAUUUUUGUUGGCGGGCUUCCGUAUUAUUUCACUGAGGCACAGAUUAGGGAGCUUCUAGAGUCUUUUGGGCCUCUUCGUGGUUUUGAUUUGGUGAAGGACAGAGAAACUGGAAACUCAAAGGGUUAUGCAUUCUGUGUCUACCAAGAUCUCUCUGUUACAGAUAUUGCUUGUGCGGCUCUUAAUGGGAUUAAAAUGGGUGAUAAAACUCUCACAGUUAGGCGUGCUAAUCAGGGUACCACACAGCCUAAACCUGAGCAAGAAAGUGUAUUAUUGCAUGCACAGCAACAAAUUGCUUUGCAGAGGCUCAUGUUACAACCUACUUCAGGCGCCGCAAGCAAGGUUUUAUGCUUAACUCAGGUGGUAAGUGAGGAUGAGCUUAGAGACGAUGAGGACUAUGAGGACAUACUGGAAGACAUGAGAACAGAAUGUGAAAAAUUUGGUGAGUUGGUGAAUGUAGUUAUCCCGCGCCCAAAUCCCAAUGGUGAACCAUCCCCGGGGGUCGGCAAAGUUUUCUUGGACUACGUUGAUGCUGAAGGUGCAUCGAAAGCUCGAGCUGGGUUGAAUGGAAGAAAGUUUGGUGGAAAUCAAGUUGUUGCUGUUUUUUACCCAGAGAACAAAUUCCACCAACAGGAGUAUGACGGCUAGUUUAUGCCUUGUGGUUUCUGGCUUUUGUUUUGCUGGACUAGUUGAAAGUAGUUUUUAGGAUUCGGUUUUUUGUUGUGUGAAGUUAAAAGUUAUUAUUGCUGGAGUUAUAUAAAAUCUGAACUUUAGACUUAGUGAUAUGAAACUUGAAUAUCUUGGGGAUUUAAGUGAACAAUGCAUCUACAUCAAUGCCUGCCUAUUGUUUUUA